AUGGCUAACCUCCAUGAAGAGGUCAGAAGGGAUCUCAUUACUGCAACAGCUGCCAUUGCAGCUCUCUCCAGCUUCCUCUUUGGUCUCUGCACCAACCUCCCGGUUGCUCUGGCACCCGGUAUGGGUAUGAAUGCCUACUUCGCGUUCCAAGUCGUUGGUUACAAUGGAUCAGGCCAUAUCCCAUACGGCGUUGCCUUGACAGCCGUUUUCACCGAAGGUCUCAUCUUCGUCUUUCUAGCCAUGACUGGCAUGCGACAAUGGCUCGUGAAACUCAUCCCAGCCACCAUCAAAACAGCAACAGGAGUGGGCAUCGGUUUAUUUCUCACUGAAAUCGGAUUAUCCUACUCAGCAGGCAUCGGAGCCAUCACCGGAGGCUACAAGGCUACGCCUUUAGCUAUCGCAGGCUGCCCAAUUGAGAUGAUUGACCCUCAGACUCAAAUGUGUGAUGGUGGACUCAUGUCAAGUCCCAAGCUCUGGACAGGUAUCUUUGCAGGGGGUAUUUUGACAGCUUACCUCAUGGCUUUCCGCGUCAAAUACGCCUUCGUCAUCGGCAUUGCUCUGGUCUCUAUCGUGUCUUGGCCACGCGAGACAAGCAUCACCUACUUCCCGCAUACAGCAGAAGGAGAGUCACGUUUUGAAUUGUUCAAGAAGGUCGUGUCUUUCCAACCCAUACGACACACUCUGAACGCCCUCGAGUGGGAUGUCGGAGCCCAUGGCUCUCAGUUCGCUCUCGCACUCUUCACCUUCCUCUACGUGGAUAUCAUCGAUGCCACCGCGACAUUGUACUCUAUGGUUAAGUUCUGCGGCGUUGUUGACGCUGAAGAUGGUGAUUUCCCUCGCUCGACUAUCGCAUAUUGCUGCGAUGCCAUCUGUAUCUCCAUCAGCGCGCUUUUCGGCUGCUCUCCAGUCACCGCCUUCAUCGAAAGCGGUGCCGGCAUUGCUGAAGGAGGGCUUACUGGACUUACGUCCAUGGUGACUGGUCUCUGUUUCUUCGUCUCCGUCUUUUUUGUUCCAAUCUUUGCCUCUAUCCCACCGUGGGCGACUGGUCCUACUCUGAUUCUUGUUGGUUGCAUGAUGGCUCGACAGAUGACUCAGAUUAACUGGCGCUACAUCGGCGACACCCUUCCUUCAUUCGUCGUAAUUGCCUUUGUGCCAUUCUCAUACAGUGUCGCGUAUGGUCUUAUUGCGCGCUUCACUAACACCAUGUUCAGGGGCAUGUUCCUCUACGCCGCCAUCAAUGGAUUGGUCGGAUUAACCGUACGGCUAUCUGGCGGAAGGAUAGAGCCGCGUGAGUACGACCUCAAGGAGUACUGGACUUGGAAAGCGCCAGGAAGAAAGCCCUGGUUUGUUCGAGCUCUGCGGAACGGGGGCUGCGUCAGCAAGGAAGAUAGUGAGUCAAGCACACGGAGGUUUGACAACAAUGGCUCCGAUUGCGAAAUGUUUCGAGUGGCGUCCACCGAGCGCAAGGACGAGGGGACAGAUGUAGCUGUAACGGUGCCGAUGAGGACACUAUCAUCCUUUUCACGACGAUGA
This is a messenger RNA of Fusarium vanettenii 77-13-4, 1533 nucleotides long. RefSeq lists its product as uncharacterized. Gene Ontology annotation, cellular component: plasma membrane. The transcript is spliced from 6 exons. Gene Ontology annotation, biological process: transmembrane transport. The coding region runs from base 1 to 1533 and encodes 510 amino acids. The record is from RefSeq and is a predicted model, not a curated record. Gene Ontology annotation, molecular function: purine nucleobase transmembrane transporter activity. Lineage: Eukaryota; Fungi; Ascomycota; Sordariomycetes; Hypocreales; Nectriaceae.